Messenger RNA from Salvelinus sp. IW2-2015, 1859 nucleotides. RefSeq names its product thread biopolymer filament subunit alpha. The record is from RefSeq and is a predicted model, not a curated record. NCBI's taxonomy places the organism in Eukaryota, Metazoa, Chordata, Actinopteri, Salmoniformes, Salmonidae.
AUGGGGGGAGGUCUGGGGAUGGGAAUGGGGGGAGGUCUGGGGAUGGGAAUGGGGGGAGGUCUGGGGAUGGGAAUGGGGGGAGGAGGAGGUGGAGGCGGUCUUGGGAUGGGAAUGGGUGGACGUGCCCUGGCUCUAGGAGCCGGCGGUGGAGGGGUCAGUGCAGCAGGGUUCAGGGCUGGCGUGGCCCCACUCAGGGCUCGCUUGGGCGGCCGGGUCUUCAAGAUCGGAGGCUAUGGCUUCAACCCGUCUUUCCUGAGCUCCACCACUGCAGUGGGUGGUGACGUGGGUGUCAGCCCUGUGCCAAGCAUCGACCCCUCGCUACCCUCGCUCGACACAGUCCAGGUGACCCGCCUAAAGGAGAAGGAGGAGCUGCAGGUCCUCAAUGACAAGUUUGCCACCUUCAUUGACAAGGCUCGCUCUCUGGAGCAGACCAACGCUGUGCUGAGGGCCAAGAUCGCCAUGUUCACCAACCCGGACCAGAGCGGCCCUGCCAACACCUCCAUCCUGCUCACCUCUGCCAUCGGUACCUACAAGAUCCAGAUUGAUGGCCUGUCCGCCACCAAGGAGGCCAUCGUUGCUGAGAUUGAGCACUACAAGAGCAUCAUCGAAGAUGUCCAGAGCAGGUUUGAGGAGGAGACAGUCCAAACCAAGUCAUUAGAGAUGGACUGGACCACAUUAAAAGAGGAGGUAGACAAUCUCUACAUGAGCAUUUUUGAGCUUCAAACCAACAUUGGCGGACUGGAAGAUCAGAUUGGUCUCUCAAAGCAGGUGUAUGAUGCUAAAGUGAAGGAGGUGAGGAACAUCGUGACGGGCAGUGUGAGGUCAGCCUUCUCCAUCUCGGUGGACAACGCGGCCCAAGCCCAGGACCUGACCUCUGCUCUGUCGGACGUCAAGUCCCACUAUGAAGCCCUGGCCCAGCGCAGCAAGCAGGACGCCCUUCUUUCUGUGCAGGACAGUCUCUCCAUGAUGUCCAUGACGUCCCAGCCCAGUACCCAGACUCUGACCCAAACCAAAGAGGAGCUGCGCAUGUACAAACUGCAGAUCGACUCAGUACAGAGGGAGAUCGACAGACUCAAGACCCUGAACAUCCAGAUGGAAUCUCAGGUGGAUGAGGCAGAGUCCCACUCCAGCUCCCACACAGAGACCUAUCAGGAGCAGGUUCUGACCCUCAAGUUGCAGCUGGAUGACAUCAGAAAGCAAAUAACACACUAUGGUCAAGAGUACCAGGAACUCCUGGCCAGUAAAAUGUCUCUAGAUGUUGAGAUCACUGCAUACAAGAAGCUUCUGGACAGUGAGGAGAACAGACUGAAGUCAGGAGGAGGCGUGACCGUGCACAUGUCUAAGACUGCCAUUGGAGGAGGGGGAGGUGGAGCUGGGCUGGCCCUGGCCCUGGGAGGAGGUGGAGGGGGAGGCGGCGGCGGCGGCGGGGCUGGCAUGGCCCUGGGAGGAGGAGGCGGCGGUGGCUACAGAAUGGGCAUGGGCGGAGGCGGCUUUGGAGGGGGUCUGGGCAGUGGCUUUGGAGGUUUUGGAGGAGGUCUGGGGUUAGGAGGAGGUGGAGGGUCCUUCGGAGGUGGAGGGUCCUUCGGAGGUGGAGGGUCCUUCGGAGGUGGAGGGUCCUUUGGAGGCGGGAGCAGCUACAUGUCCUCCAGCCUGAGCAGCAGUGGACUCUCUUCAACAGUGUACUGAGGACAAACAGGACAAACCAGAGAAUCUCCAGCGGUUUGAGAUGGAACCAGGCUGAGAUGAAACCCUGUUUUGGCAGAAUUACRAAGAAAAAUCAACACAGUCUCAGAUUCUGUUGUGUGACUUGCCAUACUCAAUGUAACAUGUUUUAUAUCAAUAAAAGCAGUGUUAUUUCA